CUUCUUUCUCCACCCUGCGGCUCCCCUCUUGUUCCCUCGCUCGCUCCCAGCCCCGGCGCUAAGCGUUUUCGUUCGCGGAAGGCGGCGGGGUCGGGGCGAGGGCGAUCGCUCUGUGGGGGAGCCGCUCCGGGCACCUGCGCUCUCUGGGUGCGCGGGGCCGGGCGUGGGGCUGAGGGCUUGGGGUCCGAGCCCCAAGGCGGCGGCGGGCGGCAUGGCGGCGGCGGCGGAGCCCGGGAGCUCCGGCCAGCAGCCGCCACCGGGCCAGGGGCAGCCGCCGCAGCCACAACCGCCGCCGGCAGCGCCCCCAGGCGGCGGGAGCAGCGGCGGCGGGAGCGGGGGUAGCAGCCGCCACGAGAAGAGCCUGGGGCUGCUCACCACCAAGUUCGUGUCGCUGCUACAGGAGGCCAAGGACGGGGUCCUGGAUCUCAAGGCGGCUGCAGAUACUUUGGCCGUCAGGCAAAAAAGAAGAAUUUAUGAUAUUACCAAUGUUUUGGAAGGAAUUGAUUUAAUUGAAAAAAAGUCCAAAAAUAGUAUCCAGUGGAAAGGUGUAGGUGCUGGAUGUAAUACAAAGGAAGUUAUUGAUAGACUGCGAUAUCUCAAAGCAGAAAUUGAGGAUCUGGAGCUAAAAGAGAGAGAACUUGAUCAACAGAAAUUAUGGCUACAGCAAAGCAUCAAAAAUGUUAUGGAUGACUCCAUUAACAACAGAUUUUCUUAUAUAACUCAUGAAGAUAUCUGUAAUUGUUUUAAUGGAGAUACACUUCUUGCAAUUCAAGCACCUUCGGGUACACAGCUGGAGGUACCUAUUCCUGAAAUGGGCCAGAAUGGACAAAAGAAAUACCAGAUCAAUCUAAAAAGUCACUCAGGACCUAUCCACGUGCUGCUGAUAAAUAAAGAAUCCAGUUCUUCUAAGCCUGUGGUCUUUCCUGUUCCUCCACCUGAUGACCUCACACAACCUCCUUCUCAAGUCUCUACUCCAGUGACUCCACAGAAACCUAAUACAGAGCCCCAGAAUCUGCCUGAACAACACACCCUUACCAGAGGUCUUCAGCAGACACCAGUUUCAGACACACCCUCAGGAUCUAUUAGUGGUGAUAUCAUUGAUGAAUUAAUGUCUUCAGAUGUGUUUCCCCUAUUACGGCUCUCUCCAACCCCUGCUGAUGACUACAACUUUAACCUUGAUGAGAAUGAAGGAGUGUGUGAUCUCUUUGAUGUACAGAUACUAAAUUAUUAGAUUCCAUGAGAACUAUUUGGCCUGUUAUCUACCUCUAACUCUAUAACAUUUUAGACUUCUUCAUAACCUAAGUAUUUAAAAAUAAUGAAUGUAACAGCUUUUUUAGUUCACUGACUCUGGGAGUAUUUUUCCUUUUGUUUAAUUAUUUACUUCACAAAACUACCCAAAAGAACAAAAGGGCUUUGAUCUCUUCAGGGCAAAAAGUGACUUCGCAAGUUUUUUGGUUUGGUUCUUUUUUUGAGAACAAAAUUACAGUCACAGAAUUAUUAUUGGUGGGAAAAGGGGUGAGGGUGGGUAAUUAUAUCAUCAGCAUCAUCCUAAGACCUCUUAUUUCUACCCUGUGUGGGGCACAAGUUAAUGCUAAACAGCCUUUAUAGGUCAUUACAAAAUAAAUGACCUGGGUUUCUUAUUACUUAAAAUAUCAUUUUAGACCAUUACUGCCACCAGCUGUGUCCAUAUUUUUUCUUUCUGUCCUUCUAGUCCAAUCAGUUUUUCACUGCCAUUUAUUUGCAAAAUGAAGGAUAUAAGCUGACACAUGAAUUGUUUCAGUGAACGAAUUUUGUGAAGUGCCUUCUGUUUUAGCACUUUAAGUUUUUCACAUUUUGUUGACUUCUUGACAUUCUACUUUCCUAGA
Molecule: messenger RNA, 1865 nt
Organism: Dromiciops gliroides (monito del monte)
Lineage: Eukaryota; Metazoa; Chordata; Mammalia; Microbiotheria; Microbiotheriidae
Gene: E2F5
Product: E2F transcription factor 5
Exons: 8
Coding region: 212-1231 (339 amino acids)
Biological process (GO): regulation of transcription by RNA polymerase II
Cellular component (GO): RNA polymerase II transcription regulator complex
Molecular function (GO): protein dimerization activity; DNA-binding transcription factor activity, RNA polymerase II-specific; RNA polymerase II cis-regulatory region sequence-specific DNA binding
Source: RefSeq, a predicted model, not a curated record